Molecule: messenger RNA, 1458 nt
Organism: Clupea harengus (Atlantic herring)
Lineage: Eukaryota; Metazoa; Chordata; Actinopteri; Clupeiformes; Clupeidae
Gene: ostf1
Product: osteoclast stimulating factor 1
Biological process (GO): signal transduction
Molecular function (GO): protein binding
Source: RefSeq, a predicted model, not a curated record
GCGCGUUUUCCGCAUUUGUGGACUGAAGUUCGUUUUCACUGUACUUCCUCAUUUAGUCUCUCCCGAGUGCAGCACGGAAAUUUAGCCAACUAUCAUCUAAAGUACAUUUCUUUGAAGGAACUCUUUAAUUCUCUGAAAUGUCAAAGCCUCCGCCCAAACCUGCGAAACCAGGCCAGGUGAAAGUGUUCAGGGCCCAAUUCACCUUUGACCCCAGAACACCGGAUGAGCUGUACUUCGAAGAGGGGGAUAUAUUAUAUAUUUCAGACACGAGUGACAGCAAUUGGUGGAAGGGCACCUGCAGGGGAAGAACUGGCCUCAUACCCAGUAAUUAUGUGGCUGAACAGGCGGAAUCCAUAGAUAACCCCAUGCACGAGGCGGCUAAACGUGGUAACUUGAGCUGGCUAAGAGAGUGUUUGGAGAACAAGGUGGGAACUAAUGGUCUGGACAAGGCAGGAAACACUGCCCUCUACUGGGGCUGCCACGGAGGACACAGAGAUGUGGUGGAAAUGUUGCUGGGCCAGCCUAACAUUGAGUUGAACCAACAGAAUAAGCUGGGUGAUACAGCGUUGCACGCAGCUGCUUGGAAAGGCUACAGUGACAUAGUUGAGAUGCUGCUCAACAAGAAUGCUAGAACAGACAUUCUGAACAACGAGAAGAAACUUGCACUGGACAUGGCCACUAAUGCCCAGAGUGCCUCUCUCCUGAAGAGGAAGCAGGGCAGUGCCAUCUCGCGCACCCUUAGCAAUGCAGAGGAGUACCUGGAUGAUGAGGACUCGGACUGAGGAAAAUGGCCGCCGGAUGGUUCCAACUGUUGUCUCCAACAGUCCUAUCUGUCAGUGACACAGGAUGAUGGAGUGGAUUUGCCCCACGACGGUUGGGUUGCGUGGGCUUGUUUCCCCAGUCAUGUGGUGUGUUAACCAAUAGUUUUAUCAACUUUCAAAAAGUCUGUCUGUGAAAUGUUUGUCUGUGUGUGUGUCUGUGUGUCUGUGUGUGUGUCUGUGUGUGUGUGUGUGUGUGUGUGUGUGUGUGUGUGUGUGUGUGUGUGUGUAUUUCUACAAUGCUUUGUAACAUCCAUAAAGCCUGGCCCUAAAGAGUCAGGAAUGGCAUAAGAAAUAUGGGGUUGUAACGUCAUAUCGCUGUCUCUAUUCCGGUCCAGAUCGCUAAUAUUGAUCAUGUCAGAUUUGCAGAGUUCAGUUCUGUAAGACAGUGCUGCUUUACUAAUUGUGCCUUCUCUCUGUAUGAAUUACAUGCAGAUAUGUGUUGUGUCUUUCCUUGGUAUGUGCACUGGAGACCAGCUGCUUAGCUUGGAGACUGUUUGUCACCUUAGUGCUCUCACCCCCAGCUCCUGUGAAAGAACAGCGGGUCCAGAAAAUAUUGUCCUUCUGACAUAUAUGUAUGGUCUUUUGUGUUCUGAUAAAGUCUGUCCAUAGCUGUAACCAAUAAAAACUUUGAACAGGU